UAUAUAAAAGCCUCCUUCAUUUCUCUCUGUAAACUUCUAAAAAUAGCCGAAACAAUAAAGAAACCCUCAUCAGCUUCCACUGGCCACUAAGAGUUGCUAAAUUACCUUUUCACUUAAGUUUGUCUCAACUCCUGCACCUUGGUCGGAGAGGUUGAUUUGAUUUAGGUAGCCUUUCGCGCUGAAAUUCAUACAGUAUCCAGGCCAUCGAUCCACAAUGGCCCAUAUUUUGUCAAGUGGCCGAUGGCCGCUGUAGGAGUGACUAUGCAAAUCAAGCGUGUGAAAAUGCAUUUGCGUUGAAUUGAGGGCUGUAACUUGAUUGGGCGGCAUUGUUCGUUCAAACUGGAGGUGGCAAAGUAUCCGCUACAUUUGUUUCCACCAUGUGCGCUUUGAUGUAAGAUGAGACAGUGAUAGUUCUGUUGGAUAAGAAUUUAAACUUUUGCUGAAAUUCCACCAGAUAGUGAACGCAGUAGCGGAGAUAAGAUGAUGCAGACCCCUGAUGAUUUCCAAGAAAAGCACAAUGAGCCAAUCAUUAGUUGUAUGUUGGUUGGGGAUGGUGCUGUGGGGAAAACCAGCAUGAUUAUAAGUUACAUCUCAAAUGGAUACCCAAACGAAUACCGCCAGACGGCCUUUGACGUCUUCACCGGAUUGGUUAGAUUAGAUGGGAUUCCAGUACAAAUCCAGUUGAUGGACACUGCAGGACAGGAGGAGUUUGAUAAUUUUCGCUCCAUGUUUUACAAUCAAAUAGAUGUCUUCAUCAUUUGCUUCAGUGUUGUCAACCCAGUGUCUUUCCACAACAUCACUUCAAAAUGGAUCCCACAGAUCCGCACCUUCAAUUCUGCUUCACCCAUAAUUUUAGUGGGUACCCAGUCUGACCUCCGGCAUGAUGUUGGCAUCCUUAUCCAUCUGGACCAGCUGAGGGUCAAGCCAGUGGUGAACUCCCAGGCCAGGCGUCUGGCAGAGAAGAUCAGAGCCCACGACUAUGUGGAGUGUUCCGCACUGACCCAGAAGAACCUAAAAGAAGCAUUUGACUCUGCUAUCUUUGCUGCCGUCAAGCACAAGGCCUGUGAGAAAGCAAAGAAGCUCAAACUAUUUGGUCGUGCAAAUACUUUUUCUAGUGGGGGGUGGAAGAAGUUAUUCUGCUUCAUGUGAUCCAAUGGCACUACCUCAAUACAGGACACAAAACCCUCUGGUGUUGAAUACUAGGGGGUGGCAGUAGCAGUUGGCUGGAUUACUAAGAGUUAGUUAUUCUGGACAAAAGUUGUCAUAUGUUGUGCUUAUUGAAGCUCAAAAGCCAAAAGUUCCCCCAGGAACAUGUGAUAGCCUUCCACCAUUGUAUGCACUGUGGAAAGUCUUUGUUACUCACAGGAUUCAGACAGCAUUGUAUUGCAGUUGGUGUCACGGCCUAUUUGCGACCUGACUAUCACUUUUCUAGCGCAUAUACUGCAUAGUCAAGUAUUUUGUUUGUAGGCUUUAUAAAAUGUGAAUAUCUUCUAGCCAUAUAUGCUUCUUGUGGAAGCCACGUUUCAAACAAUGUUUGCCUUGUCGUUUUAUGUCACGUUUACUUGUCUCGUUACACAUUUCACUUUAAGUGUUAAUUUUUUUGUUUAUUUUAAGAAAUUAGGAGUUUGUAAAUGUGAAAAUAUAAAAUCAAGAAUGGGUCGUUAACCCAAUGUUCCCCGGGAGGCCGCCAUUGUUAAUAAGAAUUUAUUCUUAACUGACUUGCCUAGUUAAAUAAAGGUUAAAUGUAAAAAUAUAAAGAUGAUGUAGAUCAGCCCUCAUUAGAGUAGUUCUAGAAAAUUAUAUUCACUAAUGACUUGGACCUUAUUUUAAUUUACUGUUAACAUGUGAGCUCCAUUUUAUGGUACGGUCACUGAGGGAUCACUGAGGGAGGCCAACAGUCUGAGGUAAAUCCUCAGAAAACAGAGGGAAAGACAGAGUUGAGAAUAUUCUCACCACAGGGUUUUGUUACCCAGCUCACAGACAAGGGACUACGGUCACCUGCUGUCACAUUGAGGAUCCAAUUUACAAGACAAAGCCUCUCCAUUAAAGCUGUUCCCUUUGCCUUUGUAAUACAGCAAAUUGGUUUAAGCCUUGGAAAGAGGAAAGUCAUAAUAGAUAUAUAAUCGAUUGCUGAGUACUACAUCGACGUGCACAGUUGUUGGGUAUUAGAAACCUUGUGCGUAUUCAUUACGGAAACUUUAAGAACCAAACGGAAACAUGGAGGGAACUACCUGAAUUUGUCCAAUAGAAACUUUUACGUUUGGAGUAAACUUCUGUUGCAAAACAUUUUGCAACGGAGUCGGCGUAAUGAUUACAGCACUGGAAAAAAGUCCAAAGUGCUUUGCUUAAGACAGAAGAUCUUUUUUAUUUGUAUGAUAAGUGGUAAAAUGAAUGUGCUAUAAAGGAGUCAACAAUUGAACUACUGAGUGAUUAUACUAUAUAGCCUGCAUUCAAGGCCUAAUGUGUCUACUGGAUAAAGUUGUGUGUCAUGUAAGGGUGGCUUUGUUCCUGGGGAUCGGCAGUGUCCGGUGCGAGAGAGGCAGGUUAGUGUUUGGUGUGAGAGGGGCAGGUUGAAGUGGUCAGAGUAGUGCAGAAGGUGUCCUAUGCUGAGGCAGUGAAGAAAUUUGAGGAGGGGUCAAGGGUGAGGGAUCCUGAGAGGAUCUAAGUGAGUAGUAGAUUUGUGCCAGCACAGAGGGGGAUAGCCCAACGAGUGAUAGUGUAUAUUCUUCAUUAGGUUUGAUUUCAUUUUAUAGCAAUGGUUAUCAACUGUACCGCAGAAAUGGAACACAAAUAACAUGGAUGUUGUGGAGGUAGCUGCAGAGAAGAUUUGGGGUUUAUGUGAUUUGACUCCAGAAGAGUUACAGGGUGCGUUGAGUAGGGGUGUCUCCUGUCCUCCCAGGCCGUUUGCUUGGGCAGGAGCAGAUAGGAUCAAAGUAGUGGAAUGGAGAAGUGGGUUGUUAAUGAGUAUAGGUGGCAGCUGCAGAUAAGUACCUGGGUGUAAGAGAUUUUACUCCAGAAGUUAUGUUUUGAGAUUUUUAUUUUUGUGAAAUAGUGUGUGUGUGGUGAAAAUGUGUAUCCCCCUGCCUUUUUAAAAUGUUUAUAUAACAACUGUAAAGUGAUCGAACACACACUACUGCACAGUAGGUGGUGGCAUGCACGAACAAAAUAUGAGAAUGCCAUUAUACCAAAGAAGUAAUGCCGCUGCCUGAAGUUGUAAUUUCUAUGAAUGUUGUAUUUCCUCAGCCUGCUGUGUUAACGAGACAUCUCAUAUAUCCAAUCUCUGGAGCCUGUCAAACUAGAUACGUGCCUGCUAUCCUAGCACACUGCUGAGCUCUGGGGUGUAUUCAUUAUGCCUUGUAACUGAAACCAUUUACUGCUGAAGAACCAAACGGAAGCAAACAGAGAAAACGGAACGCAACUGGGAGGGACCUACCUGAAUUUGUCCAAUGCAAACUCUCAUUUUCGUUGUAUAAACAUUUUCCGUUUGGAGUAAACUUUCUGUGGCAAAAUGUUUUGCAACAGAAUCGGUGUAAUGAAUACACCCUUGAUGAACCUCCAAUGUUUUCUGUUGGAUCAAUCAAUCUGUCAAUUCCUUAACAUCGUCAAGGAGACCAUUAACAUGUAUAGUGGAGUGAAUCACUGCUUUCUCUUCUAGGUAGUAAUUAGCAUUCUGAUAACAAUGGUUUCCUCACUCAAAGGCUUCUCUAGUAGAAAACAUAAUGUGGUGACUAGAAACUGUAUCUGCAAAAGGAAAAACAAUUAUUUUGGAAUAUUAGUUAUCAGUAAAUAUAUAUUUGAUUAUGGGAGAUACUCCUGACAGUUUUGUUUCCCUUAGGCUGUGUUGCGCACAAAUCCAAAUGAUUCUGGUGGAAUUGACUUGGAAUGAAGGAGUGGUAAAAUCUAGGACAAGUUAAUCAUCUUAGAAAUGUCUGCACUGAAAUUCACAUUCCCAGGACAAACAUCAACUUGAUUUAAAAACAGCAAAUCAGAUGAUGCCUCCAUAUGAAAAAGAGAACACACACUUUUUGGGGUUAAUCAGAGCCUACUUUAUUUUGGAGGGGAACCACAGCUACUAAGGUUAAGAAAUAUGGCUACGUUUACACAGGCAGCCCUAUUCUGAUCAAUUUUUCCACAUUGGUAUUUUGACCAAUCACAAAAUCUCUUUCAGAGCUGAUCAAAAGACCAAUUUGUAAAGCGUGUGUGUGUGUGUGUAUAUAUCAGAAUUUGCAUAAUCUAUUUGAAAGUGUAUAAUUCACUAAACUGUGCAUGUGG
Molecule: messenger RNA, 4272 nt
Organism: Oncorhynchus mykiss (rainbow trout)
Lineage: Eukaryota; Metazoa; Chordata; Actinopteri; Salmoniformes; Salmonidae
Product: rho-related GTP-binding protein RhoV-like
Biological process (GO): small GTPase-mediated signal transduction
Molecular function (GO): GTP binding; GTPase activity
Source: RefSeq, a predicted model, not a curated record